GAAACCACCAGGAAGUCUUUCCUUUCUCGUCUUUCUUUUACCUGUACAGUACAAGUCUGGAUUUCCCCAACAAUUAUCACCUCGUCUAUCUUUAAGUUAUCUAUGUAAAAAUAUACAGUUAGCUUCUUUUUCUUUAAACGUCCUGAGAUGAUUCACGAAGACUUACCGCUCAACUGAAAGAAUGCAAAACAGAAAGAAAAGUGACCACUUCUGUACUUGACCUUUGCAUUUGUGGAAUCAGUUAUACCUAAAGAUGUCUGAUUCUCAUCAGCAUAGCUUGUUAAACAUCAAUGAUCUGAGGGAGCCUGUUCUAAAGAAGCUUUGUGAAGUGCUGGAUAAAACCAACAAUAAAGGAUGGCGUAAACUUGCUGAGGUCGUGUCAGAUGACAGACGUUUUAAAGUGAGUGGAGAUGAAAUGGAGAAAUGUUCACUUAAAGUCCUUGAUCCUGAAGGCAGCCCAUCACGCAGCUUGUUGUGGCUGAUGGGAGAGAGAGGCUGCUCUGUAAGAAACCUAACAGAUUUUCUUCAUAAGAUUGGAAAUGUGGAAGCUGUUCAGUGUUUAAAAACACAAGGAAUUAAAAUUAUCAUCCAGCCCCAGUCGCAGGCAGUGUUAUCUGGUCAUAUCGUCCGAUUAGGAUGUCAUGCAGCCGGACAUCCCAAUAUUCAGUACCAGUGGUUUAAAUUUAAAGAAGAAAUACCUUGUGAAAAUUCCCCAGAGUUAGUCUUCAACCCUGUAAAUGUGAAUGAUACAGGUUUUUAUAUCUGCAGAAUAAACUGUGGAAAUUCGUUUGAAUUUAGCAACUGGGCAAAGCUGGAAGUUUGUGAUGUAAAUGUGCCCUAUGGCUCUAUGUUUAGCCCUACUGAAGGCCGCCUGAAAGUUGUGAUCCACCCACAGACACAAAAGCUGAUGGUGGGAGACACUUUAGAGCUGGAGUGUGGUGCAGUGGGUAAACCACUUCCUCAGUAUCAAUGGUAUAGAAAUGGGGCCCCCUUAAAGGAUGCAGCUAAAAAGAGAUACACUAUUUUUGAUGUUUCGGUGGAACAUCAGGGAAGGUACCGCUGCCAGGUGUUCAACGAGAUCGAAAGGCAGUGGAGCCGAGAAGUUGAAGUCCUUAUCGGACCAAGGUGCAAUUAUUCAUCUUCAGAAGCGGUGGAAUGUUCUGAAGAUGAUGUUAACAUCUUUGGGGAUUAUGAUCCAGUUAGAGAUGAAGGAGUUUUUGCAACAGAUAAGGUGGCCUUGCUCAUUGGAAACAUGUCCUAUAGGAAUCAUCCCAAACUAAAGGCACCUAUGGUGGAUGUGUAUGAUUUAACCAAUCUAUUACGGCAGCUGAACUUCAAAGUGGUAUCCCUUCUUGACCUUACAGAGUCAGAGAUGCGCAAUGCUGUAGAUGAAUUUUUACUUCUUCUGGAUAAAGGAGUGUAUGGUCUUCUCUACUAUGCAGGUCAUGGAUAUGAGAACUACGGGAACAGUUUUAUGGUUCCUGUUGAUGCCCCUAAUCCUUAUCACUCUGCAAAUUGCCUUUGUGUUCAGAGCAUUUUAAAAUUGAUGCAGGAGAAGGAAACAGGCUUAAAUGUCUUUCUUCUGGAUAUGUGCCGUAAAAGGAAUGUUCAUGAUGACCGUAUACCAAAUGUAGAAGCCCUGAGGGUUACUGCAAAUAUUGUGUUUGGAUAUGCAACAUGCCAAGAUGCAGAGGCAUUUGAACUUAAUUCCACAGGUCUGACAAAUGGAGUAUUCAUCAAAUUUCUUAAAAAACGUUUGUUGGAACAUGAAAAAAUCACAGUCGUUCUUGACAGAGUUGCAGAAGAUAUGGGCAAGUUUGAUCCCACAAAGGGAAAGCAAGCUUUGGAAAUACGCAGCUGCCUUUCAGAAAAAAGAUCUUUAACUGAUCCAAUCCAACCUAUUGGGUGCUCAGCUGAAGCAAUGGCCCGCAAUUUGCAGUGGGCAAAGGCUCAUGAGCUUCCCGAAAGCAUGUGUUUAGACUUUGACUGUGGAGUCAAGAUUAAACUUGGGUUUGCUGCUGAGUUUUCUAAUGUCAUGGUGAUUUACACAAGUAUUGUGAAAAAACCAAUUGAUAUGACAUCCUGCCAAGCAUAUGUUACAAAUUUCACACCGGACCUGGAUGUAGACCCCAAGGAAACAAACAAAGUCACCCCAGAGGAAACUGGCAGUUAUUUACUAUCUAAAAGUCUUCCUGAACACUGUCUGUAUACAAGACUAAGUUCCUUGCAAAAACUAAAGGAACAUCUUACAUUCACGGUAUGCCUCCAGGGCACAUUCACCUCUGUGGAUGAUCUGGUGGACUGGAGGAAGGAAGUCAACAUUGGAAAGCCUCUCAUUGCCAAGCUGGACAUUCAUCGCCAGGUCAGAAGAAACAGCUGCCUACAGACGUGUCGCAUGCCUCAUAGUCCAUCUCACAGUCCUGGCCCCAGCCCUUCUCAUAGCCCAAGCACUGAGCAUCAGUAUCACCAAUAUUCUCACCAGCCAUUCUCCAGUUCCCAUUUGGGAGUUUACCACCAUGGUCAUGCUUUCAUGAGCAACAUGGAAAGCCCUCCUCCCGUAGAUGACUUUGACUGCAGCACAAUGUAUUCAAAUAUUUCCCAUUAUAGUCGAGCACAGUCGGUUAUGACCAACAGAAUUAAUGUCCCCAUUGAAACCACUGAUGAUAUUAAUGAGCUGCACAGCAGCUUUAUAGACAGCCUUGAGCUUAACAACACAUUACUGAAUUAGAUCUAACCCUAAAUGGAUUACUGGGGUCAUUUCUGCCAUGGUAUUUGGUUUUGUUUUACUUUAAAUUGCCAAGCAUUUUAGUGUGUAAAAAACACUGAUAAAGUCGCAACAUUUAGAAAUGUAAUACACAUAUUUUAUCAUUUGCUACACAGUAGUAUUUCUCUACUAUACCACCAAGAAUUGUUUUCAAAAAAAUUGGGUUUCGUUGCGGUAGAAGUCUUAAAAAUGAAACACUUUUUUCAAGCAAGACAACUAAAAGUUUUUUUCUUGCAGUUAAAUGUUUAAUUGUUGAUUUUUUUUUUUUUGGUCCAAUUGAAACAGCCCAGCGUAUCUUUCCCAAAUUAUCUACAGUUCAUUAGCUUCUGAAUGAUCAUUCUGUGGGCCACUUGAUGAAAUAGACCAGUAAGUUAUAAGCAGAGAAAUCGCUCUGAGCGCUGAUUGUUAGAUGAUAAGUUCCCACCACUACUGUGUCCUCCAUUGAGCCACGCUGAGUAGGUUGAAAAUAUUCAGUGCCACCCAUGCCAAAAUAGCUACAAGGGGU
Messenger RNA from Polypterus senegalus (gray bichir), 3269 nucleotides. RefSeq names its product MALT paracaspase 1 (gene malt1). The transcript has 18 exons. The record is from RefSeq and is a predicted model, not a curated record. Gene Ontology annotation, biological process: proteolysis. Gene Ontology annotation, molecular function: cysteine-type endopeptidase activity. The coding region runs from base 254 to 2728 and encodes 824 amino acids. Lineage: Eukaryota; Metazoa; Chordata; Cladistia; Polypteriformes; Polypteridae.